Messenger RNA from Annulohypoxylon truncatum, 1395 nucleotides. RefSeq lists its product as uncharacterized. Gene Ontology annotation, cellular component: ubiquitin ligase complex; cytoplasm. Bases 1 to 1395 code for a protein of 464 amino acids. NCBI's taxonomy places the organism in Eukaryota, Fungi, Ascomycota, Sordariomycetes, Xylariales, Hypoxylaceae. The record is from RefSeq and is a predicted model, not a curated record. The transcript has 2 exons. Gene Ontology annotation, molecular function: ubiquitin protein ligase activity; ubiquitin conjugating enzyme binding; zinc ion binding. Gene Ontology annotation, biological process: ubiquitin-dependent protein catabolic process; positive regulation of proteasomal ubiquitin-dependent protein catabolic process; protein polyubiquitination.
AUGGAGGACUCCAACUCGCCUUCAUUUAUCUGCACGGCCUGUAUCGAACGAGUCCACAGGGCACGACAGCUUCCAUGUGGGUGUUACUACUGUGCAGAUUGUUUAUACGCCUUCUUCGCGGUCAAUGUAGACCUUGGAUUACGUUGGCCACCUCAAUGUUGCGAGAUCGAUAGCACGGAGGAUGACGCGGCCUGGCUAGACGAGGGCAUGUUGUUCGCAUUUCAAGAACUGUACAGGGAAGCGGAAAGGGGUGUGGAGCACCGUCUCUACUGCUCCAGGCCGCAAUGCAGCGCUCCAUUAAGCGAUGAAAAGGUGGAAGAAGAAAGCGGCGUCGUGACUUGCGAAAAGUGCGGUACCGCAACCUGCAAGAAAUGCAAGCAACCUGCACACGGCACUUCCAAUGCGGAGUGUAAAGAGCCAAGUUUAGAUCCUGAGCUGAAGGAAUUAGCUGCGGAAAACCGGUGGCAGCAAUGCCCGAAUUGCCGCCGAAUGGUCUCUCGAAGUGACGGAUGUCCUCGUAUAAGGUGUGUGUGCGGUAUGCGGUUCUGUUACGUUUGUGGUCAGGCAUGGAAAACCUGCAACUGUACGGAGUGGGAAGAAGAUCUUCGUGAUUUGGCCGAUGAUGAAUUUAUAGAAAGACUUGGUCUAAAUGUCGAAGGAGAUGGAGGGCGUGACGCGCAAGAGAUACUUUCGGCCAUGCAGGAGAAUCUUCCACCUGCGCGACCACCUCGACAACGAAGGGACGCAAUCCUACCUCCCGAUUGGAAUCCUCGCCAGGAACGGGAAGACACCCCAGCGCAAGUGGAUCAGCUCCCGCUCCGACCUUUGAACUACCGUUAUGGCCAUAACUACGAGAACCCAUUACGAGAAGAACGUCAUUCUUCUACGGAGACGGCCACCUCCCCUCUGAUUUCAAACCCAUUGAGUGCCUAUGGAAUAGAAAUCUUGACUGAUUCUGGAGACGACAAUACCGAAGGACCUAGACUCUGGACUCCUUCAGGACAGCAUCCAACUGAGGGACCCUCACUCCUACACUCGCCAAUGGGAGAUAUGAGGGCCACCGCCACGACCGAGAAUCCGUCGCUCCCUCGGGGUACGCGCACUUCUUGGCUUUCCGCCCCACCGAUUUCAGAGGAAGAUCGUGCUCGCCUGUCUGGGGAUCGUGACAGGAUGCGGGCACAAGCAGAGGAACGACAUCACCGAUUGCAAGAAAGGUCUUCAAGAAUAGCAACGCUAACCAUGAGAGACUCCGCGGCGACUUCGGAAACACAGGGAUCGCAGCGUUCUCCGGAAUCUUUCCCCGGGCAUCCCUUACCCGAAGAUCCCCUACCCGAGGAUCCCCCUUCCAAUAGCUCCUCUCAGCAUACACCUAAACAGCCUAGACCUCCAAGGUAA